AUGGCUUCUACUACCAACCUCUCUGCAACACUUCUCAUUUUCUUAGUCCUUCUCUACUCUUCAACGUUCUCCAUGGCUUGCGGUACAUGCAAACCUGCUCCAGAACCACCAAAACCACCAACACCGGUACCAGAAUCACCAACCCCGGCACUGGCACCACCAGCAUCACAACCACCAAUGACACCAACACCAACACCAUUAACACCAGCGGCACCAGUACCAGCAACACUACCAUGUCCAAUAACACCAGCACCAACACCAACUUGGGAAACUUGCCCAAGAGACACAUUGAAGUUAGGGGUUUGUGCAAACCUUUUGGGACUUGUGAACCUUCAAAUUGGAUCGCCAGUAACUAGCCCAUGUUGUGCAUUGCUUGAAGGGUUAGCUGAUUCGGAGGCUGCCAUUUGUCUUUGCACCGCGCUUAAGGCCAAUGUGCUUGGUAUUAACUUGGACAUACCAGUUGCUUUGAGCUUGCUUGUUAGUGCUUGCCAGAAAACUGUCCCUCCUGGUUUUCAAUGUGCAUAA
Molecule: messenger RNA, 525 nt
Organism: Fragaria vesca subsp. vesca
Lineage: Eukaryota; Viridiplantae; Streptophyta; Magnoliopsida; Rosales; Rosaceae
Exons: 2
Coding region: 1-525 (174 amino acids)
Source: RefSeq, a predicted model, not a curated record